AUGUCCUCGGGAUUGACGCGACGCCGCGGUGCGGGCGGCGCAGGACCUGCGGCUGAGGGCGAUUCCAGCAACGGCACUGCCCCUAGAACGAGCACACCAAGCGCCAGGGACAACGGACCCGAGACAAGCUACGAGAGCACAGAAAAUGGCCACAAGAUCGCAUUCGACCCUCGCGACAUCAGUGAGAGCGCCGAGCGGAGCAAGCAGCCGAAGCUCACCCUCAUGGAGGAGGUCUUGCUACUUGGCCUCAAGGAUAAGCAGGGCUACCUCUCUUUCUGGAACGACAACAUCUCUUACGCCCUUCGAGGAUGCAUUGUCAUCGAACUGGCCUUCCGUGGUCGCAUUGCAAUGGAGAAGGAUGCUUCAAGACGCCGAUUCCCCCUCGCAGACCGCAACAUCGAGGUCAUAGACGACACCCUUACUGGCGAGGUUCUUCUCGACGAGGCUCUCAAGAUGAUGAAGCAGAGCGAAAAGAUGAGCGUCGCAACCUGGAUUGACUUGAUGAGCGGCGAAACCUGGAACUUGAUGAAGAUCGGAUACCAGCUCAAGCAGGUUCGAGAACGGCUCGCAAAGGGCCUGGUCGACAAGGGCAUCCUCCGUACCGAGAAGCGCAAUUUUCUCCUUUUCGACAUGGCAACUCAUCCCGUCGCCGACGGUGGUGCUAAGGAGGAGAUCCGCCGCCGGGUUCGCAACAUCCUUACCCAACGGACCGUCGUCCUCAAUGGUAGCCAAUUCCUCCCCGAGUCGCUCGAAUUCCGUUAUAUGCGCAGCAUCGCCAUGGUUUGCGCCGCCUACGCCGCUAAUGUCCUCGAGAACGCCCUCGCAUCCCUUGGCCACGAGGCAAGGGAACGGGCUUUUGCGCAGACUGAUGAUUUACUCGCCGACUACAGCCAAUGGCCUUUCGGCAAGAAGGCCACACAGAACGGCAUUGGUGCCAACUUGCCUCAACUCAUUAACGAGGAGGUCAAUAGCGGCAAGGACAAGGAGCUCCAGCUUGAGGUGGUUGCAGCUUGCUUGAGUGUCUUCACUAGACUCGACUCUCUCCUAUAG
This is a messenger RNA of Fusarium proliferatum ET1, 1050 nucleotides long. RefSeq lists its product as uncharacterized. The record is from RefSeq and is a predicted model, not a curated record. The transcript is spliced from 4 exons. Gene Ontology annotation, biological process: Golgi organization; retrograde vesicle-mediated transport, Golgi to endoplasmic reticulum; Golgi vesicle budding. Gene Ontology annotation, molecular function: phosphatidylinositol-4-phosphate binding. NCBI's taxonomy places the organism in Eukaryota, Fungi, Ascomycota, Sordariomycetes, Hypocreales, Nectriaceae. Gene Ontology annotation, cellular component: cytosol; trans-Golgi network; Golgi cisterna. The coding region runs from base 1 to 1050 and encodes 349 amino acids.